AUGUCCAAAAGUGGGGGACCAUCGACGGCCGACGAACACAUAAACUUGAAGUUGAUAUUGGUCAGUGGCAGAACACACGAGUUCCAGUUCGCACCCUCCACCUCGGCCACAGACAUUUGUCAACAUGUUUUCGAUAAUUGGCCAGAAAGUAGGGUUUUUUGGUUUAUUUUUGUAGUUUUAGGGGGUGGAUUUUGAUACAUAAUGAGUUAGCGAUGUUAUGUUAGGUGUUUGAGAUGUUUAAGGUUUAAAGGCUGGUAGAAUUGCCAUUUUUAAAGUUAGAGAUAUAAAUUGUGGUAAAGACAAAGAUCAGGUUAUGAAGGUUACGUACCGUUAAUCUUCAAAAUUCAAAUUUAAAAAAAUUAGUUAUGAAUUAAAAAAAUAAUAUCAAAAAAUAUUAGGUUUUUAGAAUGUGCUAUAUUUGAAGGCUGACAAAACUGUCACUUUAAAUGCAAAAAAAAACAAAAUUUGUAAAGACUUAGCUAAGAUAGUCUAGUUACAGUUAUGUUAAUUUCAUUAUCUCAAAAAUUUGAAUAAAAAAGUUAUAAAUUUUUAAAAAAGUUUUUAAAAAUAAACUUAAACUUAACAAAUGUAACAUAUAUGCUCGUAGUUUACAAUCAAAAGUUUUCAGAUUGGAAAGAAGAAGCGGUAGCAUCGUCACAGUUAUUAAAACUGAUAUAUCACGGUCGAUUUCUGCACGGCAGUGUAACGUUAAACGCCUUAAGCCUGCCGCCGGGCAAAACCACAGUAAUGCAUUUAGUGACGCGGGAAAACCUACCCGAACCUAAUUCUAAUGGCAAGUUAUUAAGUUUUUAAUUAAUCUUCGUUAAAAUUUAAGAAUUUUAAAUUUUUAAAUUUAAGUUUGAAGAUUUAGAGAUCAAAAUGUAAAAUACGUUAAGUAAAAAGCAAUUAUCAAAAAAAAAUUUUACAAUCUUUGGAAUUUGAAGCCCAACUUUACAAAAAAAUUAUAAAAUUCAAACCCUGCAGGUGCAAUCAAACUUUUUGAUAAUUUUAAAAAUCGACAUAAACUUUUGAUAAAAACUUAUUGUGAAGUAAAAUAUAUGGCAAAGACACAAUAGUUUCCAUUUCAUUUACAAAAUUUAAAACAAAUAUUGUACGAUCUAAUUUAGUGCAAUAACUACAAAACUAUUGCCCCGUGCGAAUUUUUUAAUAAUAAUAAAAAAUAUUGUAAAAUACGCAAAAUUUAGGGAUUACUUUCAAAUAAGAGUAAACGAACCUAAAAACAAGCCUAACUUUUUGAUUUUCAGAUAACACACGAAAAUCGAAGACGACGGGUUGCUGUCGGUGCACGAUAUGCUAG
Molecule: messenger RNA, 1318 nt
Organism: Bursaphelenchus okinawaensis
Lineage: Eukaryota; Metazoa; Nematoda; Chromadorea; Rhabditida; Aphelenchoididae
Source: the annotation of a GenBank genome assembly